GCGCUGCCUGGGCUCCGCCGGCUCCGUAAUAACUGAGUGACCUUUUCUUUGGCUGUAUUAUGUCUGGCGGGGAAGGGAUUGCGUUUUGCAGCUGAGAGCUGGGGCUUCCUCCAGCUCGGCUCCAAACGCGCUGCUGGGGUUUAGUUGUCUUAAGCCAGGACGGAAAGAGACAGCUUCGGACUGCAGUUCCCUAAAAGGAGGACACCUGUGGCUCAGAUGCGGUCAACACCAUUACUUGGCGGAUCCUGGAGGACCUCAUUAUUUUAAACUUAAGAAAUAGAGAUUCUCUUCCCCCUCUUUCUUUUUUUCAAACAAUGCUUCUUUUUGACCUUUCCCAAGGAGAAGCGCUACAAAGCAGCCUCUGUGCUCACUGAACGGCCUCCCCCUGUAUUGCUUAAUUGAGAAGGUAUACAAAUGCUCUCAGUUCAGCCAGACACCAAGCCGAAAGGUUGUGCUGGCUGCAACCGAAAGAUCAAGGACCGGUAUCUUCUAAAGGCACUGGACAAAUAUUGGCAUGAAGACUGCCUGAAGUGUGCCUGCUGUGACUGUCGUUUGGGAGAGGUGGGCUCCACCCUGUACACUAAAGCUAAUCUUAUCCUUUGUCGCAGAGACUAUCUGAGGCUGUUUGGCGUAACAGGAAACUGUGCUGCCUGUAGUAAGCUCAUCCCUGCCUUUGAAAUGGUGAUGAGAGCCAAGGACAACGUUUACCACCUGGACUGCUUUGCCUGUCAGCUUUGCAAUCAGAGAUUUUGCGUUGGAGACAAAUUUUUCCUAAAGAAUAACAUGAUCCUUUGCCAGACGGACUACGAGGAAGGCUUAAUGAAAGAAGGUUAUGCACCCCAGGUUCGCUGAUCUAUCAACAUCACCCCAUUAAGAAUACAAAGCACUACAUUCUUUUAUCUUUUUUGCUCUACAUGUAUAUAAGAAUUGACACGGGAACCUACUAAAUAGCGUAGAUAUAGGGAAGCAGGAUGGUUAUAUGGAAUAAAAGGCGGACUGCAUCUGUAAGUAGUGAAAUGGCCCCAGUUCAGAGUCGAAUGUUUAUUAUUAAAGAAAAAAAUGUAAUGUACAUAUUGCUGGAUUUUUUUGCUUGCUAUUCGUUUUUGUGUCACUUGGCAUGAGAUGUUUAUUUUGGACUAUUGUAUAUAAUGUAUUGUACUAUUCGAAGCACAAAUGUAAUACAGUUUUAUUGUGUUACCAUUUGUGUUCUGUUUGCUUCUUUGUAUUGUUGCAUUUAGUACAAUCAGUGUUUAAAAUUACUAUAUAUUUAUGCUUUCUGUAUCUGCCAGCUAUUUUAAAUGAGCUGUGACUUUCUAGUAAAGAGUUGAAGAGCAAAUCUCACUACUGAUACACAGAUAAAGUCGAUUAACGUUUUAAAAAUACUAAAAAAAAAAUAAAGACACACAAAACAUUUUAGUGACAUCCACUACUUAUUAAUGCCACUAUGAUUUAGAGUCUAUCAGUGUUCUCAUUAUGACCCCCUAUUUUCAGGGGGUUAAAAAUCAGCUUUAAAAAUGCAUAAAAUUUUCAUUGUAAAGCACUUUCAUUUUAUACCAACAGAAAAGUGCCAUUUUUAGAAUUUCUUUAAAGUGUAAAAGUUAUCCUCUUAAUAUCAUUUGUGUGUUACUUACCUAUACAAUAGCUUUAGUUUGUUUUAUCAGCAACACCACCUAUGUGAACUAGUGCCUUUGGGUAUCAUAUAAAAUUUUUCCAAAGGGUUACUUUAAAAAGUGUUACCACAAUGAUGGGAUAAUUUUAAAAUGACAAACUAAACUUCUUGUAUAAACAUUGCCUGGAUCUUUGCCCAGGAGCUAGGUUUUAUUAAAUUUAUUACUUAAUCAAUUUAUGGCACUGAAAAGAUCUGAGUGUGAAUCUACUGAAAUCAUGAUAACAUGCAUUGAAGCUCUGAUGGUAUUUAAAUAGCGAAGUUACAGCAAUGCAAUGCUUAUAGAAUGUUCUAGAAGUGAAACAAAGGGACGGAUUAAGAGCUGAGAACUGAUGAUUACCUAUUUUUCUGUAUUUAUUUGCCAUUUAUUUUAAUGUUCAAACAGUGAAUACUUGGAGUUUGUUAUAUUGUCCUUUCUCAUAGCUUUAAGUAAUUAUCAAUUCAGAAUAAUUACAGUUCAGCUGAAAUUCUGUCGUUCUAGUUUUGAAAGGUUAAACGUUAUCCCUGCAUCUAAACAAUGCUGAUAAAGGAAAGAUCUAGACACAGAGAUUAUAGAAAAUGGUUAUUUAAGUAACAGGAAUUAAAAAUGGGAAUAUAAUCACCUCUUCUGGUGGCUCACACUUGCCUAAUGCUACUUAUGGUGGAAAUAAAAUACUCAACAAACCUAGGUCUAAAUAGUCACAUUGAGUUGUAUUUUUCUACAGCAAACUCAGUGCUGUGGCUUUUCUUUAUUUUCUUUUUCUUGAUCACUUAGGAAACAAUAUCUCUCACUGUUAUUUGUAUAAUUGUUUUUCCUGACAAUGUAUGCAAUACCCAUGACAAUUAGAUGUUAUUCCUGAAUCCUGGGUUUGGGGCCAAAAUAUAAAGCUGAAAAUAAUGCUGAUGUAAAUUUGAGUUGUUUCAAAGCAAGGCUUUAUGAUGAACAUGCAUGAGAAUCUAAACAUUGCCUCUUAUUUAAACAAAAAAAUGGUUCUGUGAGGUAUGUGAGAAUGAUGUGUAUUUUUACAGAUGCUUCACGGUUAAGAGUGUUGAAGUCACAUGUCUCCAAAAUUUGAGCUAUAUUGAAGAAAGAAUUUUAAAGCCAGCCAUUUGGGCCCACCAAGUACUUACUAUUUUAGCCUUUGAGCCUUACACUAACUUACAAAUAAAAAACAAAAAUCAAGGGGGAAGAAAAAAACCAAGGAGUGAUUUCUUAUAACAGCCCUGCUACUCUGCAUUAAGAGUUGCAUGUAAUCCAUAGGAAUGUAAACUUUGUCAGUAUCUUUUUCAAAUGAUCUUUUUCAAAUUUAAAUGGUUUUGCAUAUAUGUAAAAAAAAACUAAAACUUGUAAAUUAGGAGCAAAAUUUCCCAGCUUCUUGAAGCUGCUCAACUAUCUUGCCGCUCCAAGACUUGAUGAGACUUUCAGUUUCUUCUUUUGUUUAAUUCUUUAUGGAUUAAUUUUAAUACUUUUUACUCCCCAACAAACUUAAACAUCGGUAUUAAAGAUUAAGCCUUAAUAUGUUUAGAUCACCUUUAAUUGCCAUGAAAUUGUAAAACAAUACAGGAGUAGAUUUUCCAUUGUAGGCUAUUUUACAGCUAAUUGCCCAUAAAUAGUAGCAUUUUGACCUGAAGUCCUAAGCUCAUUUUCUUGACUACUCACAGCCCCUUAAUUGUUGUCAACUUCCCCCUUUGUGUUGUGUAGCCCUGACAUCACUGAGCUUGUUACCCUGAGCUCCACAAGGAGACCUUCUCUGAGCCCUGAGUGGAGCUUGAUUUUCUCAAGCAGCAAGAGCCCACCUGACCUUGCUUUCCUACAGGCUGCUUGUGACACAGGAAAGGCGAUCGAUCUCCAGUUCACCAUCUUGCUGAGUUGCAAAGCUGACCUGUGUUUGUAAUUUCACUUUCAUCUUGCUUAAUAAAUAUCUGCUGGCUUCUUUCAUUCA
Cavia porcellus (domestic guinea pig) is the source of this 3588-nucleotide messenger RNA. It is a transcript of the gene Lmo3, whose product is annotated as LIM domain only 3. Gene Ontology annotation, molecular function: DNA-binding transcription factor binding; transcription coactivator activity. Gene Ontology annotation, biological process: positive regulation of transcription by RNA polymerase II. The transcript is spliced from 4 exons. The coding region runs from base 415 to 852 and encodes 145 amino acids. NCBI's taxonomy places the organism in Eukaryota, Metazoa, Chordata, Mammalia, Rodentia, Caviidae. Gene Ontology annotation, cellular component: nucleus. The record is from RefSeq and is a predicted model, not a curated record.